AACUUAUAAACACUGAAAUGCAUGGAAUACAAUUAUUGUUAAACCCCUGCUGCAAGGGAGGUUUCCACCUCCCUCGCCUUGAUGCAAAGCUGCCCAUAUGACCAUCUAUUAUGAGGGCGUUUGCUCGAAUUGUAUUAAAUAUUGUGUCCCGUUACGAGCCGCUAAAUUUGUCACACGGUGCAAGAAGUGGCUUUUGGCGCGUGUUGAGAGGAGAGUUUCAAUUUACAACUGUGGUUAAUAGAACUAUCGUAGUCCCGAAAAUAUCCACCGCUUCCGUUCCUUUCAUUUCUAUGGGAGCAGCCAUCUAUUUGUAGACAGUACUUACUCCAUGUGUAAGUGCUAGAUCAUUUUGUGAGCUUAAGUAUUGUACAUGGUGAUGAUGAUGGAGCGAUCCCACCAAUGACAAGAAUCUGUUGAAGAUCCUCUUGUAGGAUUACUUCUUGCCAAACAAGUAACUAAAUUGCCACCAGCUUGAACCACCCAAAAAUGUGGCUUACAACGCACUCAAGUUACGAUGGAAUUGAUCCUCCUCGCUUUUGUUUUGGGUCUCCUUGAUCCAAACCAAAGAAAUCAGAUCCUGCCGAUGGAUCUUACGUCUGCAAUGGUGUCUGUAAGGUUGCGAGAGUUUCGGUGCAGAGAAUAGUCAAAUCAGCUGCUUGUUAAUGGUACCCUUUGGAUUGAGUCUGUUCUGAGCUAUAUAACAACCUUGGUUCUGAGUGAGUUCAGGGAAUGAAAGGGAUGGAUGACUGUGACAAAAAGAUAAUCUGUCUAGAUUGCCAAACUCUGUUGAUGGAGGAUCCAAAGUAAGGAAAAGACCAAGAGCAGGCAAGCAGUGGGAACAAAUGAUGGAUGGCCAGUUCUCUGGUGGUCAUUUCUUUAACUUGAAAUGGAUGCCUUUGGAGGCCUUUUGAGGCCCUUGGUGAGAGAUGGCUUUUGUUGAAAUGGUAUUGACCUUAGUUUAAAAUGCGCCUCCUCAUGAAAAGGUCAUUGUCGCACUAACGUCCUUGAUUCAAAUCCAGUAGUCGUCAGAUAGGAUGAAUGAGAGUUAAGGAAUGGCAGAUGGCUUUCAACUUUGUACAAAGCCGCUUUUUAGAUGCGUUUCCGCUUCAAAGGACAGGAUAAUACAACCACAAUGCUGUGGAGAAAUGAUACUUACUAGAAAUGCAUAACUAAAUUUAGAAUAUAAUUAGAUAGUGAAUCAAAAUGGUGAAACAGGGAAAAUCAAAUCUUCAUAACCAUAAAAAAGCGAAAUGUAGCCGUUGGACAAAUUUUGUAUUUUGAACUAUUCAUUGUUUAUUACAAAAUCGAAUUGUUUGGAAAAAAUAUAUUUCAUUAUGGACAAAUUAAAUCAUAAAAACAAAGUCAAACCUUCAUAUGCACAGGAAAAUGUGGAAUUUUUUAUACGUGGAACAUAAAGAACUGAAUUAAAUUAACGGAAACAGGUAACGCCUUCGCCAAUAUCUAAAGUUAUCAUUUGUUUUUAUUCUCGAAAUGAAUAGUGAGUCGAAUUAUGAAUCUGUGUUUUUCUUACUGAAAUAAAAGUGUGCAAAAUGAACGGCAUUCAUUUGAAAAAGAAAUACAAGAGUCUAUGGAACCUUUGUAAAAAAGAUAUAAAUGUGAAUGGAACAAGAAGACAUAAGGCCGAGCGCGCAUCAAGAUCCUUCAACAGAUCCUGGAUGAACGUGGAAAGCCCUUCUCCGCUCGCUUUUUUUUCCUUUUUCCACUGUUCUUUCACACUUCCGAGAAUGUGAUUGGAACGUCAGUUGAAGAGCGCAUCUCCGAUCGGGAACUUGUGCCCCACAAACCAGCGGAACCUUCAGGACUCAAGAUGGAAUCUCUUGACAAUAUUAGCAAACAAAGUGUAAUGGAAAUGGAACCCGAGGUCCAAAGUGUGGCCUUCAGCGAUUCAGACCGUCUCCUGAUCUUCAUCAUGGAAGGUGGCAUCCUCAGCACGAUUUGCGUCACGGGCUUCAUCCUGAACCUCCUCGCUCUAAUUGUUCUCAUCCGAGAGCGGAAGGACUUCACCUUUGAACAGCGAUGCCUCGCGUUUUUCGACAUGAUGUUCCUGGCCUUGGCCUUUCUGACCCUUGGCCUCCCAAAUUUGUCUCAUCACUAUCGGAAGACUUUGUUUCUGGACUUCAUCAACCCUUUGUUCGGACUACUCCACACGUUUCGGGUGGGCUCGGUCUGCAUCACGGUCUGUUUAAACAUCCAACGGGUGUUUGGUUUGGUCUUCACCCAUCGAAGUCCCCCGUUCUUGCAACGACAUCUCGCAUCCAUUCUGAUCGUGAUGUCCAUUCUGUACAAUAUUCCAAAAUAUUUCGAGUUCCGCGUCAACGAGAUGUCCCACGUGGUCACCACGGAUCUGAGGAAGAAUCCGGUCUACAUCAGUAUCUACGUGUUUGGCAGUAAAUUCGUUCUGUUCGAACUGAUUCCCUAUAUUACGGUGCUGGUCUGCAACGUGGCCAUCAUCACGAAAUUGAAAGAGUCCUCGAGCUUCAGAAGGGCCCAUUCAUUUUACCAGGGACGGCCAUCAAUCGUCGAGGUCGAAGGGUCCUCCUUUCGAACCAAGGCUACCGCACAACGACAAGGUUCACUCAAGGCUGCCAAACGUAAUCAAUCGAGCUUAAACCAAACCUUUCGGGCAAUCAAAUGCACAAACUUACUACUCCAGACGAGACGUCAGUCGAGCUGUCUUGUGCAUCUUGAACUGAUUAUUGAAUGGAUGUGCUAUUCUUUAAAGCACUUAAUAUGAGGAGGUGGAAAUUGUUUCCGCAUUGGAUUAAUACAGGGCCCCUAAGAAAGCAGAAUACGGUUCGUUCCACAGAUAGAGUAUGAAAUACUU
Molecule: messenger RNA, 2845 nt
Organism: Tigriopus californicus
Lineage: Eukaryota; Metazoa; Arthropoda; Copepoda; Harpacticoida; Harpacticidae
Product: FMRFamide receptor-like
Exons: 2
Coding region: 1829-2755 (308 amino acids)
Source: RefSeq, a predicted model, not a curated record